CCUCGCGUCAGACCCGCGUACGACGCGCAACGCAACAACAACAAUCGUCGCGCGCGCUGCAGUGCUUUUGCGCUAUUGUAGCGUAGGCGUAUUAUUACAUCGUAUUGCUCUUAUAUGUACGCGGUUUUUCGGCCGACAACGAUCCGUCGCUACGACUGAAACGACGACGACCGCCAAGACGCAUCGCCACCGAAAUUGACCUAGUUAUUUUUCGCGUUGUUUUUACUCUCGGGUUUUUCGGGUUUUUCCGUUUUGGUCCCGAGCCCCCCUUCACCCCUCGCCAACGUCCGCCCGCUAACCGAUAAAUUGCUCAACAACCGCCGUCGUAUACCCUACACAUACGACACGGCCAUCGCGUGCCGGACCGAACGACGGGGCGCGUGCUGGUGCAGUGGCGUUGUCGUAUGUACACGCGCACACCGCAUACCGCAGUUUACCGGACCGGACCGUAGCCGCUCACCUGGACGUAUACAGCGGCACGCACUUCGAACGGGGCGCGUGCUGCGCGAUUUCGAUCGAUCACCAGGACACGCAUUAGCUCGUUAGAUGUAACUUUCCGGAUGACGAUUUGAGAUUGCGAUUGAAACCAUACUGCCUUGCCGCUAUGGACAUAACAUGGCCGAAGACUAUUGGCAUGCCGGUAGCAGAUUUAUGGUGCCAUUGUCGUCGUUGUUGUUGCUGUUGUUGUUAUCGGUAUGCGCUAGUGCUCAGAGAACGCUGUCGUCGUCCGGAUGUGACAAGACGUUUGUGAGCAACGACGGUCCGCAGAAUGGCACGUUCCGGGCUCCGGAGUUCACCAACGUCUACGGCGAGUCCAAAGUGUGCGUGUAUACGUUCGUGGCCGCCUCGCACCAGAAGGUCUUCGUCUCGUUCACCGCGUUCAAGCUCCGAAGCACACCUCCAGAAUGCGUGCACGAAUACGUGGACGUUUACUCGGAGGUUCAACAAGUCGAUACGGAGGAUUUGAUAAACUCGCCGUUUGGAGGUAGAUACUGUGGCCUAAUACCACCGAGGGACCGGACGUCGUUGUACAGAACGGUAGCGUUUAGCUUCUACACGGACAAGAAUACGACUUCGCCAUCGUUGUUUGAGGGCUAUUAUUCGUUCAGCAACGACUCCGCAUUCCAACUGGGAACGCCGUCGCCGAUCAGCCCGUGUUCGUUCGUCGUGAAUUCUAAUGUGAAAAAAAUAGGCACCAUACUCACGCCGACGUACCCGGGUAUAUAUCCCAAAGGAAUGAAAUGUACAUACUUAUUUCACGGACAAGCCAACCAGAGGGUGCGGUUAGAAUUCCGAGACUUUGACCUAUUUUACGGAGGCCCGCACUGUCCUUUUGACAUCGUAAGCAUUUAUGAUGGAUCAAAUGCUACAAGCCCUUUGAUCGGCCAGUACUGCGGUCAACAACGAAAUUUAGUGGUCUACUCUACUAAAAAUUAUUUAUACGUAACUUUCGACACACUUCAUCGGGCCGCAAACACACAGAACCGCGGUUUCAAAGGCAUGUUUGAAUUUAGUGAAAGUUUUGUCAAACUCGAUUUUAUCGGUAUAAACGACGGAGAACACGUCCGAGGCACCGAAUGCGAUCAAAAAGUGUUAAGUAAACGAACCUCGUCGGGAUACAUAUAUAGUCCUAACUAUCCGUUUCCUUACAUCCCAAAAAUCGUGUGCCGGUAUUUCGUUUACGGUCUUGAAGGUGCACAGGAUUUGGAAAGAGUUAAACUAGAAUUCCAAAAAUUCAACAUACCCAAAGCACAUCUCAAUGAACAGGAAUGCACGGACGGUUACCUAAAACUAUACUUGAGAGGUCAAGAAGCCAUGGAUCUUUAUGACAAGUUUGACUACGAAAUGUGUGGUGACGAGGCCGACGAAAAGGUAGUGACGAGUGAAGGCGCUAGACUAGCAAUGGUUUUCAGUAGUGGCGAACUACACGGUCGAGGAUUUAAAGCAAAAUAUACAUUUGAAACUGAAUAUCUUAUACCCGGAACGGCUGCACCGAACGGUACGUGUCAUUUUACUUACCGUAGCGAGUCCAAGAAGCGAGGAGACUUCAACUCGCCCAGACAUCCAGCCAACUAUCCCAACGGGCUCAACUGUACGUUUCUAUUCUUGGCUACGCCCAACGAACAGGUCACCGUGAUAUUCGAUCAGUUCAAAAUCAAAGUUGACGUAGCCAACAUUUCAUUAGUCCAAUUUGGGGUGUUUGUUUGCAAGGAGGACUGGCUCGAAAUAUAUAACAUUUACAAAGAUGGCACGGAGAAAAUCGUCGGUAGAUAUUGCGGUAUGACAGCCCCUGGACCGUUGGAAUCGAACCGGGGAGCGAUCGGCCUAAAGGUGCUACUGCACACAAACUCGGAAGGUGUCUCUAGUGGCUUUAAGGCCAGAUAUUUUUUCGACGAUGCCAAGCCGAUAUUCGGUGACUGCGGUAGUAAUAUCAGUAAUGCAGAUUCUGGAAAGGUGCAGAGUCCGAAUUUCCCGCUCAAAUAUACUGCACCGGAAAAAGGAAUGCCGAGCAGAACGUGCAAUUGGUUUAUAAACGUCAGGCCCAAUUACAAAAUACUGCUCAACUUUGUCUCGUUCUCGGUGGAAGGAGAGCCAGCAACUAGAGGUUGUGCGACGGCCGUCGUCAGACUUUGGCCGUCCGUAGAAGAACCGCCUUUGGAGUUGUGUGGUGAAAAGCCCAUAGAGUCGUGGCAAUUUCUAUCCGAAUCCAAUCAGUUCAGGAUAAGUUUUGUCGUGGCCGACAAAUCGGGUAACGGCACCGGUUUCGCAGCGACUUGGACCGAAGUAUUGGACAAUUCCGACUCGUGUCCGGGGUUUCAAUGCGAAAACUCGAGUUACUGCAUAUCCAAUCAGCUGAGGUGCAACAACGUGAUGAAUUGCGGGUCCAACGACGUGUCGGACGAGAUCAAUUGUGCGAUGGAACCGGAGGCCAUGGACAACGUGGUGCUGUCGGCGGUGCUGACCAUGUGCACAGUUCUGGCGCUGAUGCUGGCCGGGUGCCUGUGCUGCCGACGGCGGUCGGGCUCCGGGCGCCGCGAUCGGUUCCGGCGAGGCGUCGGUGGCGGCGCGGGCGUCGUGGGCGGCGGAUACAACCGGCACCGGCGGCACCACCAACACCACCAUCAACACCAUCACGAGCCCCGGCCGCCGUCGCUCCGGUCGCUCAGCCCCACGCCGUCGUCCGGCCAGCACGUGUGCGACGAACUGGGCGAGCGGUUCGCCAGCGUGGACAGCGUGUGACGUCCACUGCAGUACCGCCGCCGACGCCGCCACCGCAACCAACACCACCAACGCCGCCGCCGUCGCCGUCGCCGCCGAGACCGCGAUGACCACCUCGCGCACCGCCAGAGUCCUGCUCAUCCUCCUCCUCCUCCUCAUCAUCAUCAUCAGCAGCAGCAGCAGCAGCAGUAGUAAAAGAGUCCGUUUCGCCCAGGCCACGCUCCCCGUCGACUUCUACAGCAGUCGCGGUGGUCGAUCGCCACUGCGACCGCCCCUCAUCGCUCAACAGUCACCGCCGCAGUAUUAUAGGUACCCCCUGUACUAUAUAUAUUAUAAUAUGGUAUUAUAGUUUGCGCGUGGUGCGCGAAAAUUAGUCGUGUCAAUCCUAUAAACGUCAAACGGUUUUUAGAUAAUAAUGAUAUUAUAAUAUUGUAUAAUAUUAUGACAUUUUGUACGAAUUUUUUGUCAUUUCGUUUCUCGUGUUGGAAUCACGUGUUCGCGAUAACUUACGUACCUACAUAUUAUUAUAUAUAUAAAUAUAUAUAUGCUCGCCGCGUAUUGAGAUUGAUUUCCCCGGAGACGUUUUUCCGGAGAGGAUUUCGUUUUGUUUCGUUUUGUUUUUUUUUUUUUUUUAAUUUUGUCGUUCGUUUUGACUAAAACAAACCACCGAUAAUCACAUAUGAGGUCUGAAGACUUUCACACCCACAAGAGACGACCGUUAAGGUAACAACACUUCACUCUCUGCUCUAUUAUACGACUAGCAAAGUAAUAAUUUUCGUUUAAGUUUUCCAUCGCCUUCCCACCCGCCCCUCGUCGUGCCCACCCCACACAUAGUAUAAUAAUAAUUGAUAGUAUAAUAUUAUAUGUAUCGUUGUACAUUAUGACGUUGUACGAGAUAUUAAAUAUCUACUAUAAUAUACCUUCAUAAUCGUUCAACAUCAUCACGUCGAAUAUAUAGAAUAAUUUUCCUUAUAUUAUAAUACAAUUCGAUCAGCCGGGAACAACAUUUACGACAAUAUUAAAAUAUGACCUGCAGCUGCACACCUCCAGUAUUGCAUAUUAUCAUUAUAUAUACAAUAUAUACAUAUUACAUGCAUAAUAUACACUAACAAUAAUAAUAUGUUAAUCAGAUAGAAUCAGUGACUUGUUAUAUUACAAUAUUAUAAUACUGCAGGUAGGUAAUAUCGAAACGUAUCGAGUUUCUGUGUGUGCGUGCGCGUGUGUGAAACUUGCAAAGUUUUUUUGCUUCUUUUCUUCCGUUAUAUGAUGAUAAUGAUGAUGAUGAUGAUGAUGAUGAUGAUGAUGAUGAUAUGUAUAUAUAUAUAUAAAUAAUAUAGUAAAGACGACACUAUACCCCCCGCCGCCGCCUCGUACUCAUACAAGGGUGUGUGUUCUGGGUAAAUAUCGAUCAGUUUGUCGUUUCGGGGAGCGUCCUAUUCUAUAGCUCCAUCUAGCGCACUCGGUGAUGGUCGAGGAGGGCAGCUGAGCGCAUCGCGAAAAAUACAAAAUCGCUCGCAUCCCGUUCGGCCGUCGACGCCGCGUGUCGGUUUCCUUCCUAUAUAAUUUACUAAUAAUAAUAUAAUAAACCUACAAAAAAAUUAUACCUAAAUAUAAUAUAUUCAAUA
Acyrthosiphon pisum (pea aphid) is the source of this 4844-nucleotide messenger RNA. Its product is annotated as tolloid-like protein 1. The transcript is spliced from 15 exons. Gene Ontology annotation, cellular component: plasma membrane. Gene Ontology annotation, molecular function: protein binding. Lineage: Eukaryota; Metazoa; Arthropoda; Insecta; Hemiptera; Aphididae. The record is from RefSeq and is a predicted model, not a curated record. The coding region runs from base 616 to 3240 and encodes 874 amino acids.